AUGCCGAAGAAGGCCCGACGAGCCCGCGAGGAACGUGGGGCCCGCUUCUCAAUCAGGAAAUGCGGGCACGCACGCCUUCCGCAACGAACACAUUCCACUGACAGAUGGACCCACGCCUUGCGGACCCAUCACGUCCCUCCGGAGGCCGACGAAACCCCAUUCUCUCUGUUGCGAGCCACCCCGUCGUCUGCUGCUGAAAACUGCUUUCAUGCUCCUUGUGCACUGCACUCUGCACACCCCCACCACGCGAGCAAAACCCUCUUUCUCCGCCCCUCACCGCGGCGAACUUGCGAUCGAGGGAGGAAUCCACCAAUGGGUCACGUGGAGAGGCAGCCACCGAACCCUAGUAGGCUCGCCCCCACCUCCCACCCGGCGCCGCCUCCGACGACGCCGGCUGCUCGCCGCCCCGCUUUUCAUUUGCGUUGCUCUACUCAGGGUCAGGGCACAUUUUGUGCAACAUGUGUUUUCGGUUCAGGAAAUAAUGCCCGCUGUCAGUGCAGGCAAGACUCAAGAUCCAGACAUAACCAAAUGCAGCACGGUAAUGAGGCAACAUCCACAACCAAGGGAAUUGUAGAACCAAACUCUCAAGAUAAGCUCAAGAUGGCUAGAUUUUCUGGUGGUACAUAUUCAAAACCUGAUGCAAGAAUGAAGCUGAUUCCUGCAGAAGACAUUACCUAUUUACAGCAUCGGAAACUAUAUGGUAGAACUGUUGGGUCAGCUGGGUCACAGAAAAGACAUUGCAGACGAAGUGUCACACCACCUCCAAGUUCACGUAGAGUAUCUCUUCUGGGAUCCAGAUCUCUCGCUCAAAAUCCUAUGCCAUCAGAGUCAUCCUAUAACUCAUGUUUACCCUGUAAGAGGCUUGAGACAGCUAAAAAUAGGGACCCAUCUGCCGGUGGGCACAUAAGUAGCUCUGUCACUCCCUGCAUUUCUUCUUUAAAGAACCUUGCAUCACCAAGUUACAAAUCCUCACAACCGAGUACUAAUUUGAAUACCGAUGCUACUCCUAGAAAUCUAGACAGAAUGGUUGGUACACAAGCACUUGCCAGGUGCUCCAGUUUGAGUAUUUUGCAUUCUCAAGGCCAGAACAGUGAAAAAAUGUCUGGUAGUUUGCCAAAAGAGGUAGUGACAAAUCCUAUGUUUCCUAGUCCCAAGCAAACUGGUGCUCCACAUCCAAGUGACAAUCCUCUUGUUACAAAGGCAGGACCUUCUAAGAGUGUGUGCACACCUGAGAGUGGAAAGUUGUGCAGUAGAGACAUCAAUUUAACUACAAGUACUACAGUUCCUGUCUUGCAAGCUCCUAUUGUGGAGCCUACAUUGCUAAGCCCAACAUCUGUGCUUAGUGAAAGAUCUGUUGAGGUUUAUCCUGAUACAAGAACUGCUGCUCCCAUAACACAGGAACCUAGUGUGAAGCCUGUGUUGCUAACUCCAAUACCUGUGCACCAUGAAUCUUCCACAGAGUGCCAAAAGGUUCCUUCAAAACACAGUCGUGAGUCCAUUGCUUCUCUGCAACAUGGUGCAUCGUCAAAAAGAAACUCAGGGGCAUCAAUUAGCCAUGGCAGAUCUUCAGAAUCUCAUCAUAACAUGUAUAUUCUGGAAACAGGUGCACCAUUAAUCUUACAUACGAAGCUGCAGAAGAAACAUUAUCAAUCAGAAGCCUGCUGGAAGGGCAAAUUUCAUGUUACUGGAGGACUGAUACAUACUUGUGAUGGAAUUGAAGCCCAUUUCCCUUUAGAAAUUUCUGUCGGAGUUUAUGAAGCUUCAAACCAAAUGCCUGAAAUUUUAAAUCUAGAGGCAGUACCUCUUUCCCAGCUGUGGCCAAAAAAAUUCAAGAUGGUACCCCCCGACAGUAAGGAUAUUGGACUAUGGUUUGUAAGCAGUCACGAAAGACCGCACUGGAGUUUCGAUCAGCUUCUUGAAAAAGUUUGUUCACAUGGCCUUGGCCUGUUCACCAAAAUUGGUGAUACUGAAUUGGCAGUGUUUUCGUCGAAGUUGCUUACACCACAAGAUCAGAGAAAAAAUGGCAAAUUAUAUUUUUGGGGUGUUUUUGGGAAGUGUAUCAGGAAGAAGACAUGCCAGCCAAACAGUCAUAUAAAAAAUGUGGAGAUCAGCAAUCCCAGUCAACCAAAUGACUCAUGUAAUAAAUAUGAGGAGAUAGGCAUGAAAUUGGAUGUGACAAAAGGCAAAGAAAAAGAGAGUGCUGAAUCUGAUAUUGGCAUGACAUUGGGUGCAAAUGGAGGCAAUCCAACAGAUGUCACAGGAAAUAGAGAGACAGUUAGGGACAAUUAUGAGGGUGGUGCCAAGGUAUUGGAUUUAACAGGAGGCGAGGAUUCUGAUAGGGUCAAUGACUGCAUGGCAGUGCUAGGAACUCCUGAUUCAAACCCUGCAUCCAGUUGCUCAGUUCCUGCUACUUCUUACGGAUGUUGCCGUCAUGACUCUGCAAAAAAUAGCACUUCUAUCUUAGAAGAUUCUGCAUGUCAGCCUGCUGACAGAUCUUUGGUUAGCCCUGACCUCAUUCUGGACAUACCUCCUGAAUUUUCUCCUGUACCUCCUGGCUUCACAAAAGCUCACUGUCAGCUUCAGAUCAGUACUGCUGCUCUGACUUAUGCUGAUGUUCCUCCAGGAUUUCCUACAGAUAUUCCUCCAGGCUUUACUGAAGCUCAUCGUGGACUCCCUCCUGCAAUUUCACCUGCUGGACCAGCUUGUGUUUCGACCCCUGGGACUCAAAAGAAGCCCUUCGUUAGGUUCUCUCUUAAUGCCCCAAGGCCUGUUAAAAUGGGAGUUCCACUUGGAUUUACUCCACUACAUGCAGUGAAGAAAGAGCCUGGGCUGCCUGCUGUCGACGAGUCCACAGAUAAGCCCACACUAUAUUCUUUGGCAGCUGCUGCAUCUGCAGUGGUAAAGUCUGGGAAAGGAGAUGAAAUGAAAAUCGCAGACAAUGAGGUGAAAAUUGAACAAGAUGAAAAUUCAGAGGAGCGAGAGUUUCCAAAGAUCAGGCGGCUUUCAGACCUGUACAGUGGGCCUUCAGACAGCACUGAAAUUUCCAGGCCUAUGUCUGCACAUUUGCCCGACAAGUUUCAGGAGCAGACACCCGAGAAACAGAUGCAUCAGAGAAAGAGAGAGUGUCAAGGGCCUUCUCCUGCAGAAACCGCCAUCAAAAAGUCGAAUGUGAAUGGUCGAAUUGCCUUGAACAAAGGCGCAGGUCAUGGGAAUGGUGAGGCGAGAUGCGUCUGCGCAUCCAUCGGAGGUCGGGCGGCGAUGCCUACGAAAGGGCCGUUGGCAGCAUCGCCAGGUGGUCAUCUCGAUAACUAG
Molecule: messenger RNA, 3312 nt
Organism: Miscanthus lutarioriparius
Lineage: Eukaryota; Viridiplantae; Streptophyta; Magnoliopsida; Poales; Poaceae
Source: the annotation of a GenBank genome assembly